AUGCACAGCCAGCUAUUCGUUGAGAAGACUCCAGUCGAAGAUUCGAAACCAGCAAUUACUUCGCAAGAAUCCAAAACCGCACCCAGAAAGCCAGGUUAUAGCAUACCCCACGGAUUCGACAAGCUUCUUCACCUCGAGUCCGAAUCAUCACCUCCUCCACAACACCGCCGAACCUCUACACAAUCCCGCUACCAUCUCCAUGUUCGUCAGCAGCCCAUCGCAGCCCGAGCCUGUGGCGCAAGAGAUAGAGACCGUCGUCCUAUAGACCCACCCCCAAUUGUGCCAAUCCUCCUCACAGAUUUCGACCCAGGGUCUCAGAAUAAACGGGACAUUACAUUCUCGAAGAUCAACAGUUUACAGUAG
This is a messenger RNA of Penicillium cosmopolitanum, 363 nucleotides long. RefSeq names its product Velvet factor. The record is from RefSeq and is a predicted model, not a curated record. The transcript has a single exon. Lineage: Eukaryota; Fungi; Ascomycota; Eurotiomycetes; Eurotiales; Aspergillaceae. Bases 1 to 363 code for a protein of 120 amino acids.